Molecule: messenger RNA, 297 nt
Organism: Saccharomycodes ludwigii
Lineage: Eukaryota; Fungi; Ascomycota; Saccharomycetes; Saccharomycodales; Saccharomycodaceae
Gene: DAD1
Product: Dad1p
Exons: 1
Coding region: 1-297 (98 amino acids)
Cellular component (GO): mitotic spindle; spindle microtubule; DASH complex
Source: RefSeq, a predicted model, not a curated record
AUGGAAGACUUCACUAAAAAUAGCAUUGAUGAAUAUGUUGAUGAAGAAGAAAGAAAUUUUAUAGAGCAGCGCGAGAUGCUAAUACAAGAUAUAGACCAAACCAUGAAAUCUAUUUUAAAGAAUUUGGGUACCUUUAACGUCAUACUGGAGAAUAUAAACGAUAUAGGUAAAGAUUUUGAAAAUGUUACAAAAUUGUGGGAAUUUUUUUACACUGGAUUACAACAAGGGCAAUCGCAACAGAUAGAAGAAGAGGGAAAUGAAAGGAAACAGGGGAAUGAAGAUCAAAUUAUCAUAUAA